Homarus americanus (American lobster) is the source of this 558-nucleotide messenger RNA. Its product is annotated as repetitive proline-rich cell wall protein 1-like. NCBI's taxonomy places the organism in Eukaryota, Metazoa, Arthropoda, Malacostraca, Decapoda, Nephropidae. The record is from RefSeq and is a predicted model, not a curated record. The coding region runs from base 1 to 558 and encodes 185 amino acids. The transcript is spliced from 2 exons.
AUGGCGUUGAGUAAUGGAUACAACAGUAUCUUGCUGCACCUCAUUCUGCCACCCAUCAAUAUACGACCCAUCACUGUGUUAUCCAUCAUUGUACCACCCAUCAAUGUACCACCCAUCAUUGUGCCACCCAUCACUGUGCCACCCAUCACUGUACCACCCAUCACUGUACCACCCAUUAUUGUACCACCCAUCAAUGUACCAUCCAUCAUUGUGCCACCCAUCACUGUGCCACCCAUCACUGUGCCACCCAUCACUGUGCCACCCAUCACUGUACCACCUAUUAUUGUACCACCCAUCACUGUGCCACCAAUCAAUACACUGCCCACCACUGUGCUACUCAUCACUGUGCCCCCCGUCGAUGUACCACCCAACAUUGUGCCACCCCUCAAUAUACGGCCCAUCAUUGUGUCACCCAUCACUGUACCACCCAUCACUGUGUCACCCAUCAUUGUACCACCCAUCGUUGUGCCAUCCAUCAUUUUGCCACCCAUCAUUAUUUCAUCCAUCCGUAUCACUCAGCAUUGUGCCAUCUAUAAGUCCCUCCCUGCCAACCAUUAA